Messenger RNA from Vanderwaltozyma polyspora DSM 70294, 1722 nucleotides. RefSeq names its product MFS transporter. Gene Ontology annotation, biological process: transmembrane transport. The record is from RefSeq and is a predicted model, not a curated record. Gene Ontology annotation, molecular function: transmembrane transporter activity. The transcript has a single exon. NCBI's taxonomy places the organism in Eukaryota, Fungi, Ascomycota, Saccharomycetes, Saccharomycetales, Saccharomycetaceae. The coding region runs from base 1 to 1722 and encodes 573 amino acids.
AUGACGGAAUAUCAGAGGCCAAGGGAUAGUCUAGACAGCGCCAAUAUAUACAGUGAGCAAAGCAGCACGACUUCUCUCGAGAAGCAAUUAGAGCCUUAUGGAGUAGGUAAAGAAGUUAAAGAUUACACAUACGGUGUUAUCAAUGGUAAUGGCGACGGUAUCUAUAAAGUGGACGGUACAUUGUCAAGAACUCAAACUCGUGAAGUAGAGGAAUCUGAUCUGGAAUCAGCCGAUGAUGUCAAAACUAUAAAGGACAGCCAAGAAUACGUAGCACCAUAUACUUUAUUCAGCUAUUCACAAAAGUGGAUUAUGGUGGGGUUAUUAACUAUGUGUGGGUUCUGGUCUUCAUUAGGUUCGCCAAUUUACUAUCCAGCUUUAAGACAAUUGGAAAAACAAUUCGAUAUUGAUGAAAAUUUAGUUAACGUCACUGUGGUGGUUUACUUAUUAUUUCAAGGUAUUUCACCAACCGUCUGUGGCGGUUUAGCCGACAUAUAUGGGCGUAGACCUGUUAUAUUAUUCGGUAUGUUAGUUUACAUUGUUGCAUCUAUCGCCUUGGCUUGCGCUAACUCAUAUGGUGUUAUUAUUUUCUUAAGAUGUCUUCAGAGUUGUGGUAUUUCUCCAAUCAUUGCAAUUAGUUCAGGAUGCGUUGGUGAUUUCACAAUGAAAGCAGAAAGAGGUACAUUUGUUGGUGCUGUAUCAGGUUUAGUCUUGUUGGGUCAAGCAUUUGGUUCUUUGAUUGGUGCAGCAUUAGCAGCAGCUUGGGAUUGGAGAGCAAUUUUCUGGUUCCUGGCAAUUGGUGCAGGGUGUUGUCUAUUUGUAGGUAUUUUGGUUUUGCCAGAAACAAAGAGAACAAUUGUGGGUAAUAUGUCUAUAAAACCUAAAAACAUCAUCAAUAGAGCACCAAUUUUCUUAUUAAAAAGCUUCCAGAAGAGAUUCAAAUAUGAUAAUCCAGAUUAUGAAACCUUGGAUCAAAACAAGCCAAAGCUAAACCUUUUAGCGCCAUUCACCAUCAUCUGUCAACCGGAAAUUGUAUUAUCACUACUUCCAGGUGGUUUACAAUUUGCAUUAUGGACAUUAAUGUUAUCAUCAAUUUCUUCAGAAUUAGCUAUUGAACCUUAUAAUUAUAAACUGAUUAUUAUUGGUGUAUGUUAUUUACCAGCUGGUAUGGGUGGUUUACUUGGAUCGUUGAUUACAGGUAGAGUAAUUGAUAUCUAUUAUAAAAAGAGUUUAAAAAAAUUCGAUGCAAUGAAGGAAGCCAAAGAAAUUCCAGAAGAUAAACAAUUCAAUAUUUUCAAAGCACGUCUACUACCAGCAUUACCACAGAAUUUCAUUGCUGUCGCUGCAUUUAUAUUAUUUGGUUGGUGUGUGGAUAAGGGCUUAAAAGUCGAAAGUAUAUUAAUCGUUUCAUUUUUUGGUUCAUAUUGUGCAAUGAGUACAUUAUCCACAUCUAGCACAUUGUUGGUUGAUCUUUAUCCAGGGAAGUCGUCUACUGCUACAAGUUGUUUCAAUUUCAUCAGAUGUAGUUUAAGUGCUAUGUUUAUGGGUUGUUUUGCGAAAAUGAAAGGUUCCAUCACAGUUGGUGGUACAUUCACAUUAAUUGUUGGUUUUCUUUUCGUUGCAAAUUUCUUAGUCAUGAUCCCAGUAAUGUACGGUAUGGAAUGGAGACAAAAAAGAGCUAAUAAAGCUGAACUUAAGGCACAAAGCACAAUGGAAGCCAAUUAA